AUGAUCAGGAAGAAAGUUGUAACAGAGCACUGGCAUGCAUUCCGAGACCGCAAGGGACUAUUUGCAAAGUGUCAGCUCAUCCUGCGGCUCGGCAUCGACGCCUUCUCCCCUGAAUCCAUGCACCUGGUCGACAUGGCAAAGGACGAUCAGCAUCCACUCGAUGAGCCUUCUCAGAUGGAUGGCCCCGACAAUGCGCAGUCGCGAAGCAACAAGGUUCGUGCUCGUGGUCGCCGACUCCUCGCGAAAGAGGUCGCCAUCUUGGACGCUCCCGUGUACGCUGCCCAGGUGGCCGCGAAGAGAGCUGCGGAAGCCGCCUCUGGCAGUCCGCACCGCCCCAAGCGUGCCAAGUACUCCGCGCAACAGAAACGGGGGGAUGGGGACGGCCCUGUGAUGCCCCCAGAGUCGCAGGCAUCAAAAGGGAUUAGAUUCGCCGUCAGUGGGCUGGGCAAGCGUCACGCUGGGACAGGGCUCGGCGACCCUGCUGAUGCCCUGCCGUAUAUACAACCUGUCACAACCAUUCGUUUCCUGGAACCCAACACAUACCUGCAAGACGAAUCACCUCCGUUUGAACUUGAAGAGACCCCGAUGCCCAUUGACCCCCAGUUGAGACAAGCAGAGGAGCAAGAGCCGGAUCCGCAACCGCAAUCACCGACACCGAUUCGUCCAGACGCCUAUGUCUUUGGCGACAUAAAACCCAUUUUCGGAUUUUGCGGGUCUUGGCCUGAGCUCGAUUCUCACGAUUUUGAUCGACCUGGCAUUAGCUUCACGCUGAGUGGAUGGAUUCCCGACAGGAAAUGGCUCAGAUGGGCAGGUUUCGGCCACGAGAUUGAGAAGCGGUUUGCGGCUCGGGAGGCCCGUUUGUCCUCUUCGGCUUUGACAAAGGGCCCAUACCAACGGUUCCUCAACAGGUUGCGGGCCUGCGUGGAGGUGGAGGCAUCAUGGAAGCCGGAUUUUGCCAAUGCGGUUCCCGGAGAGGCUGGCCCCCACAACAUUUUCGUUUCAAGCCUUGGCGAAGAUGGCGAAGAUGCUUUCAGGCUGCCUUUGAAUCUGGUCUGGCCUGCCGAAGAGCAGCUUACGUUGACGUCGACGCACGACAUGGUCUCCAAGUUUGAAGGCGAGGUGGUGUCGUCUUCAGACGAGGAAUCCAGCCAGGACCCCUUUGCUGAGACGAAGGCGCCGAGGCUCGGAAGAAGAGGAAUAAAAUUCGCCACCGUCAUGGGCGUGAAGCCGCCGAGGAUCAAACGAGUUGCCUUGGUGACCCGCGCCCUGACAGCCCUUCCCGCGCAAAGCGAGAGCACGGGAGACGCUGCUGAAGUCAUUGAAGAUUCGGCCGAGCUCAUGGCGGCUUUCAUUGCCGUCCGCUCGCUUCUGGGAGGCGCCGAAAAGGCGAUAGACUGGGGCCUCCUGGUCAGGAUCUUCCCGAGCCUUGGACUCACGUACUUGCGCAAGUUCUGGGCGGAUGCUCGCAAGGAGCAGGCCGCUUACAUAUCCAACUUUACCCGCGUUUUCCAGGAGCGGCUCAUCGCGGCGUUGGACGAGGAGGAGCUCCCCAUGAUUGACUUCGAAAAGCCCCUUGCUUAUGACUGGGGUAACCUGAUUCAAUGGACGGUGCAGUUGCCUCGCCAGGAAGGCUUCCAGUUGCCGCAGUCAAGGGACUCUCUCACCAAGCAGUACUCGCUGGAUGAUGUCAAGGCUACCGGUGAGGACUGGCGAGAGAAGUACUUUCAUGUCUUGUCUUCCUUCUUUGCGCGGUACGAGGCGGUUUCCUCGGAACCGGGGGUGGUCGCCAUGGGCGAAGCCUCUCGAGGGUUCCACGAGCCACCUCGCAUCGACGAGCUGGUCAUAGCGAGGUCCUGGAUCAAGUCCUUGUGCAGCACGGCGGAGACAAGAUACUCGGCGGAGCAGGUCAGGAGUAAGUUCCUGCAGCUGGCGGCGCGCGACAAGCAGCGAAGGUCCGAGUUGCUCAAGGAGGCCGCCGCCCAGCUGGCGCAGCAGCGCGUCAUCUGCCGCAAGGAGAGGCCGCUCGCGCGGGGCCGGCCGUACCGCCUCAACGAAUGGUACCUGUCAACGCUGGCCAAGAUGGCGCAGAGCUCCAAGUACGACGAGGCGGCGGCCUUCAAGGAGGAGCUGGACUCUACCUUUCGGCGCAAGGAAACCAUGAGGGUGCCGUACACGCUCAACGAUGGCGCCAUGAUGGCCUUGACCAACCUGAGCGCGGCGGGGAGGAUCCGGCUGGUGCCCGUGGACGUGCCCAACAUUCCGUUUGGCUUCGAGCCGGGCAGCUACGAGAGCCGUAAGACGCCCAAGUCGUACUACCACUUCGCACUCGAGGCGGUCCCGACAGCGACGUAUGAGUACAACGAGGAAAUCAAGGUGCUCCGAGAUGUCGUCCGGGAGGGCCCGCCGCGGGGAGGACCGCAGGGCGAAUCGCCGCAGUGGAUUGACAUAUUCGGGCAGAGCAACGUGCAGCGGUGGUCCGAGCUGCUGGGGGCCUUUUGCUUCACCUUUGCCACACGCGGGUCCAUGACCAUCGAGGGCAUCUGCAGCGCCCUCAGCCCGCUCCUUGACGAGUUCGAAGCCUACCUCAUCGUGGCGUGGGGCACGCGCACGGGAGUCUUGACCGACCUCGUGGACAACGUGGGGACGACGGUGGGGGACUGGUGGUGGCUGGCGGUGCCUUGGUCACGGCAUCAGACGGGAGACCAGGCGGAGAAGAUGGCCCAAUGA
Messenger RNA from Hirsutella rhossiliensis, 2727 nucleotides. Its product is annotated as TFIIIC transcription initiation factor complex subunits Tfc3. Bases 1 to 2727 code for a protein of 908 amino acids. Lineage: Eukaryota; Fungi; Ascomycota; Sordariomycetes; Hypocreales; Ophiocordycipitaceae. The transcript has a single exon. The record is from RefSeq and is a predicted model, not a curated record.